Messenger RNA from Danio aesculapii, 6629 nucleotides. RefSeq names its product sidekick cell adhesion molecule 2a (gene sdk2a). The record is from RefSeq and is a predicted model, not a curated record. Gene Ontology annotation, molecular function: protein binding. NCBI's taxonomy places the organism in Eukaryota, Metazoa, Chordata, Actinopteri, Cypriniformes, Danionidae. Bases 441 to 6629 code for a protein of 2062 amino acids. The transcript has 44 exons.
GGCAUUUUGGGGGGAAUACAUACAAGACACCGGACGGAAUAUUUCCUUAUCUAUACUCCACUACUUGAGCCUUUACUUUUUCUCUCUCUCUCCCAACAGCGGCUUUAUUACAGCCGUCUCUUUUCAGAGCAUGCACUUGGAGAGAUGCGCAUGACGCGCAGGGAUGCAGGGGAAUCGAUUCACUCCUUUAAACGCAAAUGACUGAAUUCAUCUUCAGUGGGAAUGAAAUGUUUCUGUUUGCUCUUAUAGAUUAACUUUUAAAAGCUGAACCGAAAUAACAAUACAAAUUAUUGUCAUUUGAAGUCUUGUCGUUUCUACAGUACUUAAACUUUGCCUCAUCCGACUUUGAAGCAGUUUAUUAGUAUCUGUUGAAGACAAACUGAUUUACAGACUCUGCCUAGUUAAAACGCUGAUUUUGGAAGCACGAGAUCGACGCGUUUAUGUCUGGCAUUGCUUCUGGGAAACCGGGACUACGGCGCAACAUGUAUCCAGCGUGGCGCGGGGGAACGCGCGCUGAACGUUCGCAGACGUGCCGGAGCACCAUGUCAAGGCGCGCGUUAAGUCUGAAGUGGGGCGUCGGAUGGAUUCUGAUGUUUUUAUUCAUCAACAGCACUUGGGCGCAAGAUGACGUCCCACCAUAUUUUAAGAUGGAGCCGGUGGCCACCCAGAUCCACCUGGAGGGAAACCGUGUUGUUCUCACCUGCAUGGCUGAGGGCAGUUGGCCACUGGAGUUCAAAUGGCUUUACAAUGGCACUGAGUUGACACGUUUUUCCCUGGAGUACAGGUAUGUAAUUCCAUCGCUGGACCGCUCUCAUGCAGGCUUCUACAGAUGUAUUGUCAGGAACAGAGUGGGGGCAUUGAUGCAGAGGAGUUCACAACUCCAGGUCGCCUACAUGGAGGGCUUUGUGGAAGCAGAGCGGUCUCAGGUGGUUUCCCAAGGGGAAGCUGCGUUGAUCCAACCUCCGAAAAUCCACAGCUUCCCGAGGCCUGGGAUCACAUGGUUCAGAGACGGACGCAAGAUCCCUCCCAGCAGCCGCAUAGCCAUAACUUUGGACAACACUCUUGUCAUCCUAUCCGCCGUGGCCCCUGAUGCAGGCCGGUAUUAUGCUCAGGGCGUCAACGACAAGAACGGAGAGAACAAGACCAGCCAGCCCGUCAUCCUGACUGUAGAAAACGUUGGCGGCCCAGCAGACCCUAUAGCUCCCUCUAUUAUAAUCCCGCCGAAGAACACCAGCGUGAUGGUGGGCACGUUUGAAGUCACGCUGGAGUGUGUGGCAAACGCAAGGCCCCUCAUUAAGCUCAGCAUUACAUGGCGGAAAAAUGGAGUGCUGGUAAACCGAGGCCUCCGGGACUUUGGCCGCCGUCUGACCAUCAGUGGCCCGCUGGUCAGUGACAGCGGCUACUACCAAUGCGAAGCCUCCCUCCGGAGCAGUAGCGCCCCCUCUGUCAGCGCAGGAGCAUAUCUGCACGUCCUGGAACAUCCUCAGUUCGUGAAGGAGCCGGACAGACACAUCACUGCUGAGAUGGAGAAGGUGGUCGACAUCCCGUGCCAAGCUCGAGGUGUUCCUCAGCCAGAUAUAGUGUGGUAUAAGGAUGCUGUUCCCAUAAGCCCCGUGAAAACUCCUCGAUAUAGAGUCCUAGUCGGCGGCAGUCUGCAGAUAAACGGCCUGCUCCCGGACGACACCGGCAUGUUCCAGUGUUUCGCUCGCAAUUUGGCAGGCGAGAUUCAGACGAACACGUACCUUGCUGUCACCAGUAUCGCCCCGAACAUCACAGCCGGCCCAUCUGACAGCGCGGUGAUUGAUGGCAUGUCCAUCAUUUUACACUGUGAGACCUCGGGUGCCCCGCGGCCCGCAAUCACAUGGCAGAAAGCUGAGCGUGUUUUGGCGAGCGGUUCGGUGCAGUUGCCUCGGUUUACUCUGCUGGAGUCGGGCAGUCUUCUGAUCAGUCCAUCUCAUCUGUUGGAUGCUGGAUCCUACACCUGCAUGGCCAGCAACUCCCGGGGGAUUGACGAAGCCUCGGCCGAUCUGGUGGUGUGGGCUCGAACACGAAUCACUAAUCCACCUCAGGACCAGAGCGUGAUCAAGGGCACAAAAGCGGCCAUGACCUGCGGCGUGACCCACGACCCCAGUGUUACGGUCAGGCACUUCUGGGAGAAAGGAGGAGCAGCCAUUGAUGUGAAGUCGAGUCCCCGAUUGCGCCUAGACUCCAACGGCACGCUUCAUAUCUCUCAGACGUGGUCUGGCGACAUUGGCACCUACACCUGUCGUGUCACUUCAGUAGGGGGCAAUGAUACUCGCAACGCUCACCUGAGAGUCAGGCAGUUGCCUCAUGCUCCAGAGAACCUGAUUGCGACGCUCAGCAGCUCUGAGAGAAGAACCAUCAACCUGACCUGGGCUCAAGCUUUCGACGGGAACAGCCCGCUCAUCCGCUACAUCCUGGAGGUGUCCGAAAACAAUGCACCUUGGACUGUUCUCUUGGCCAACAUAGAGCCAGAAUCCGUCAGUGUGAUUGUCGGAGGCCUCAUCCCGGCGCGCUCGUACCAGUUCCGUUUGUGUGCCGUCAAUGAUGUGGGCAAGGGCCAGUUUAGCAGGGAGACAGCACGAGUAUCCUUACCCGAGGAGCCACCUAGCGCCCCUCCACAGACAGUGAUUGCCAGUGGCCGAACCAACCAGUCUAUCAUGAUCCAAUGGCAGCCGCCUCCCGAGAGCCACCAGAAUGGCCCGCUUCAAGGCUACAUCAUCAGGUAUUGUCUGUCCGGAUUACCUGUGGACUGUCAGAUGAAAAAUAUCACCAAUCCGGACCAAACCAAUCUUCUGCUUGAGGACCUCAUCAUUUGGACCAACUAUGAGAUUGAGGUGGCUGCUUAUAACGGAGCAGGACAAGGCGUUUACAGUCCCAAAGUCACCGAAUGGACACUGCAAGGGGUGCCUACGGUGCCACCAGGGAACUUCCAGGGGGAGGCUGUCAACUCCACCACAGUCCGCUUCACAUGGAGUGCCCCAAGUCCACAGUUCAUCAAUGGCAUCAACCAGGGAUACAAGCUGUUGGCAUGGGAACCAGGCCACGAGGAAGAUGUUACCUUGGUUACCGUGAGGCCCAAUUUUCAAGACAGCGUUCAUGUGGGUUACAUCAGUGGGCUGAAGAAGUUCACCGAGUACUUCACCUGUGUGCUGUGCUUCACUACACCGGGAGAUGGCCCUCGCAGCACCGCACAACGCAUACGCACACAUGAGGACACUCCAGGUCCUGUAGGUCACCUGAGCUUCACAGAAAUCCUGGACACAUCUCUCAAAGUGAGCUGGAAAGACCCUCCUGAGAAGAAUGGCAUCCUCACAGGGUAUCGCAUUUCUUGGGAGGAAUUUAACCGGACAAACACUCGUGUCACGCAUUAUCUGCCGAACAUGACGCAGGAAUACCGGGUCACCGGUCUGACCGCACUCACUACCUACACCAUUCAGGUGGCUGGAAUGACCAACAAAGGUCAAGGUCAGCUCUCGUCCUCCACCAUUUCCUCUGGUGUGCCACCAGAAAUGCCUGGACCUCCUACCAACAUCGCCAUCUCCAACAUCAGCCCUCGCUCUGUUACCCUGCAAUUUAAACCAGGCUACGACGGAAAAACAUCCAUCUCACGCUGGCUGGUUGAGGCUCAGAUCGGUGUUAUUGGGGAAAAUGAGGAGUGGGUCAUGGUCCAUCAGUUGUCCAAUGAGCCUGAUGCAAGAUCCCUUGAGGUUCAGGGCCUGAACCCCUACACAUACUACAGGUUUCGCAUGAGGCAAGUGAAUAUAGUGGGCACAAGCCCACCCAGCCAACCAUCCAGAAAGAUCCAGACCCUACAGGCUCCUCCAGACAUAGCUCCAGCCAACAUUACUCUCCGCACAGCCAGUGAGACCAGCCUGUGGCUCAGAUGGGUGCCUCUGCCAGAGUGGGAAUACAAUGGCAAUCCUGAGCUGGUGGGCUACAGGGUGCAGUACUCUCGUUUGAGCUCAAAAGUUGGCUUCCUGUCCCACAUCAUUCCUGACAGACAGGAGAGAGAGUUUACCAUCGAGGACUUGGAAGAGUGGACAGAAUAUGAAGUUAAAGUUCAGGCAUUCAAUGGCAUCGGACCAGGACCAUGGAGCCAACCAGUUCAAGGCAGAACAAGAGAGUCAGUCCCCUCCAGCGGCCCUGCAAAUGUUUCAGCUUUUGCUACCACCUCCAGCAGCAUCCUGGUCCGCUGGGGCGACGUGACAGAGACUGACCGCAAUGGACUAAUUCUAGGAUAUAAGGUGGUGUAUAAGGAGAAGGAUGCAGAGUCAGUUCUGCAUUUCUGGAUGGUCGAAGGAAACACCACUUAUAGUGUCCAGCUCACUGGUCUUGGGAAGUAUGUGCUUUACGAGAUCCAGGUUCUAUCCUUCACUCGUAUAGGAGAUGGCAUGCCUAGUUCUCCACCAAUCUUUGAGCGUACACUUGAUGAUGUACCUGGGCCUCCAGUUGGGAUUCUUUUCCCUGAAGUCAGGACCUCAUCAGUGAGACUGAUCUGGCAGCCCCCUGCCCAGCCAAAUGGCAUAAUCCUUGCCUAUCAGAUUGCAUUCCGCAGAAACUCGUCCAGUAUUACCUCUGCCAACGUUGAUGUGCUCAACCCAAGUGCACGACAGUAUACAGCAACUGGACUGAAACCAGAGAGUGUUUAUGUGUUCCGCCUCACAGCACAGACUCGUAAGGGCUGGGGAGAAGCAGCUGAGGCUCUGGUGGUCACUACAGAAAAGAGAGCACGGCCGCAACCCACAAGUCGCCCCGUUGUGCCUCAGGAAGAGGUGCAGGCCCGCAGUGUGCUGUUGUCAUGGGAACCAGGCAGCGAUGGUCUUUCACCUAUUCGGUACUACACCAUUCAAUACAGAGAGCUGCCUGACAGCAAUUGGACUGUCCACUCUGCAUCAGUCAACCAUGAGGCCACCUCUUACGUCAUCGACAGGCUCAAGCCUUUCACUUCCUACCAGUUCAGAGUGAAAGCCACUAAUGAUAUUGGGGACAGCGAGUACAGUGAGGAGAGUGAGGCAAUCACCACUCUACAGGACGCUCCCGACAAAGCUCCCACAAUCCUCUCUGUGACGCCACACACCACUACAUCUGUGCUGGUCCGCUGGAAGCCGCCCCCCGAGGAGGAGAUCAAUGGCAUUUUGCUUGGUUUUCGUGUACGCUACAGAGAACUGCGAUAUGACCGCCUACGUAGCUUCACAGUGCGCACUGUGAACAGCCCCGCAGGCAACUGGGCUGAGCUCACAGCCCCCUACAGUGUGAGGAACCUGAGUGAAUCCUCACUUACACAAUAUGAGCUAGACAAUCUGAAUAAACACAAGCGCUACGAGAUCCGGCUGAGCGUUUAUAAUGCGGUAGGGGAAGGGCCCACCAGUUCGCCGCAGGAAGUGUUUGUCGGAGAGGCGGUGCCUACCGCCACCCCUCAGAAUGUUGCAAUCCAGUCCUCGACGGCCACUCAACUUGAUGUCACGUGGGAUCCUCCUCCAGUCGAGGCCCAGAAUGGGGAUAUCCAAGGCUAUAAGAUUUACUACUGGGAGUUUCAGCUCCAGAACGAGACGGAGCGACUGCGCACUCUCUUUCUGCCGGAGCUGAGCGUCAAGCUGAAGAACCUGACCGGCUACACCACAUACAUGAUCAGCGUAUCGGCUUUCAACGCGGCAGGGGACGGCCCGCGCUCACUGCCCACCAGAGGGCGCACUCAGCAAGCAGCUCCGAGUGCUCCCAACUUUAUCCACUUCAGUGAACUCACCACCACCUCUGUCAACAUGUCCUGGGGUGAGCCCAAGCAGCCCAAUGGCAUCGUGGAGGGAUACCGCGUAGUCUACGAGCCCUGCACGCCCGUGGAUGACUCCUCUCCUCACACUUCAGGUGUCAGUAAGAUUGUCACUGUGGAUGUGAAGGGCAGUGCCCCCUUGUGGAUGAAAAUCAAAGAUCUGGCAGACGGAGUGACCUACAACUUUCGCAUCCGCGCUAAAACCCUUACCUAUGGACCAGAGAUUGAGGCCAACAUCACCACUGGCCCUGGAGAAGGUGCUCCAGGGCCUCCCGGUGAGCCGUUUAUCUCUCGAUAUGGCUCUGCACUCACGCUCCACUGGUCCAAUGGGGAUCCCGGACGUGCCCCUAUCACACGCUAUGUUAUAGAGGCAAGACCAUCUGAUGAAGGACUUUGGGAUAUUCUAAUUAAAGAUAUCCCUAAGGAGGUGACAUCAUAUACUCUUAAUUUGGACACACUCAGAGAAGGGGUUACUUAUGAUUUCCGUGUGAUUGCGGUGAACGAUUAUGGCUACGGUUCUCCAAGUGCUCCUUCUCCUUCAAUAUCAGCUCAAAAGGUCUCCCCCUUUUAUGAGGAAUGGUGGUUUCUGGUGGUUAUUGCUCUCGUGGGGCUCAUUUUCAUCCUUCUGCUUAUCUUCAUCUUGAUAAUACGGGGACAGAGCAAAAAAUACACCAAGAAAACAGACUCAGGUGCUCACUCAAACUGCACAUCCCUGCCCCUAUCCCAUGGAGAGAUGGUGCGGCUGGAUGAAGGACGCUUCCCUGCCCUGGAACUCAACAACCGUCGACUCUCAGUCAAAAACUCCUUCUGCCGCAAGAACGGAAUCUACACACGCUGA